AGGCCCAUUUCUACUUGAGAAGGUUCGGCCGUUGAUCGAUGCUUUGUGGAGAGAUGGAGAAAGCGCUGAGAGUCUAUGGUGAGGUCCUCAGGCUGGUGAGGCUGUUGCCGAAAGACACCAGGCCUUACUACGCCAAGUACCUCCGCGAAAACUUCGUUAACUACAGAGAAGUCGACGCCAACGAUUCAAAUACAAUCGACGAGCUCUUCCAUCGCGCUUACAACCACUCCAUCUGGGUGCUCAACAAGUAUUCGGUGGAUCAAUCGGCCGCAGAUAAGCUGAAGGACAUCUGUUACGGGUAGUGGGUACGCGUAUGUCUACCACAUGCUUGUUUGUAUUCCUCAAAGGGCGCUAGCCCACUUUCCUUCUCAGUUUUGCAGAUUGCUGCUUAUAUGUCUUCUGACAAGGGGUGGUGUUUCUAUUGCAUAAUGUUUUGAACGUAUGUGUUUGAAGCAAAUUGUGAUAUAUCUUUUUUUUUUUGUUUUGGAAAAU
Molecule: messenger RNA, 492 nt
Organism: Alnus glutinosa
Lineage: Eukaryota; Viridiplantae; Streptophyta; Magnoliopsida; Fagales; Betulaceae
Product: LYR motif-containing protein At3g19508
Exons: 2
Coding region: 39-302 (87 amino acids)
Source: RefSeq, a predicted model, not a curated record